Molecule: messenger RNA, 1446 nt
Organism: Olea europaea var. sylvestris
Lineage: Eukaryota; Viridiplantae; Streptophyta; Magnoliopsida; Lamiales; Oleaceae
Product: metacaspase-1-like
Exons: 2
Coding region: 364-1104 (246 amino acids)
Biological process (GO): proteolysis
Molecular function (GO): cysteine-type endopeptidase activity
Source: RefSeq, a predicted model, not a curated record
GAGCCCCCAACCUUCGCUUUGUAGUAUUAGAGUCUUAUCCUUAGAUCCGUUCAAGAAAAACCUAAUGGAACCAACCGUUCUUAUGGCACACCUUCUUUGGUGGGGAAGUACUUCGCACAAAAACUACAUGAUCACGCCGGCCAGAAUCUAACGUCUACUAAAGGAAGCUUGUCCUUUACUUGUUGCAUAAAGAUGGCAUCUGGUUCUUCCCAUGAUGAAAAUAAAAAGAUUGGUUGAAAUCUAAACAGAAUCUAAGUCAUAGAUAAAUUUUCUGAACGAGGAAAUCUGACCUCUAGGUGAAUACAUAUGAACAAUAUAUGUUUAUAGACACCUACAACCUCAUUUUACUAUAAUCUUAAUUUGAUGGGUUCAAUAUGCAAGGAGUCCUUAGAAAGAUCAUCAGUAGCACCAGAUAAUGAUCAAGAAACAGACACAGGUUUUCGUGGAAAAAGCAAACAUUUGAGCCAUGAUCGAAACAAGAUCAUUACUGAAGCUAAAGGGACCUGCCAUUUAUUUGGAAGGAGAAGUUCAAGAAAUGAUAGUCCAUAUACAGUUUCCCCAAGAAGCAGCCGAUUAUGUCUUAAUUUAUCUGGGAGACCUCCAGGAGCGAAGAGAGCAUUUAUCUGUGGAGUGAGUUACAAGAAGCAGAAGUUCAGGCUCAGAGGAGUUGUCAAUGAUGUGCAUAGCAUGAGAGAUUUCCUUGUUAAACAAUUCAAUUUUCCACGUGAUUGCAUUCUCAUUCUAUCAGAAGAGGAUUCUGAUAUGCCUCCAACAAAGAAGAAUAUUGAAGAUGGUUUUAAAUGGCUAACAAGAGACCUGCAAUUUGGGGACUCCUUGUUUUUCUACUAUUCAGGGCAUGGCUUACGACAACCUGAUUUUAACGAGGAUGAGAAAGAUGGAUUUGAUGAAACAAUAUGCCCCGUUGAUUUUAAAACUGAAGGAAUGAUUGUUGACAAUUAUAUAAAUGAAGCCAUUGUUAGACCACUUAAGCAAGGUGUCAUACUUCAUGCAAUCAUCGACUCUUGUCACAGUGGAACCAUGCUUGACUUGCCACUAGUCUAUAACAAAACCAUGUAUGUGAUUUUUUUAUUUAUAUUUUUUUGAGCUUGAUUUAAUUCCUGUAAUAUAUUAUUAUGAUUCGUAGAAGAUGCUAAGUUAUAUAAUAACAAACUAAAUUUUGUUCUCAACAAAUGCGAGGUUGGCUGAAUGAAUCUUUUUCGGCCAUUUUGUUUGGUUGAACAUGAGAUCUACUGAGCAACUACAGGUUUUGAUGUGCCCUCCUUCGUCUAACCUGUUCAAAUGAGACAGCGUUAUUCUUAUGAACAAGAGCCUGUUUUAGUGUUUCCAAAACAUGUCUCAAGUAUUUAAGUCGUAGUUCUUUUAAUUUAUCCUGUAUUUCUCAUUUCUUAUCUUAUUCCCUUUAGCAGACUCACAUCCAUCAGCAUC